UGGGUCCUCGGCUCGCCUCUUCCCUCCUGCCUAGCUCGCCGGAGCUUCCUGCCCAAGCCCCAACCACCUGUGCACCGGAGAAACCCAACUCCUCCUGCUCCGCACCCCGGGGGAAGGCAGGGGCAGGGCCAAGCCGCAGAGGGGGCCGCCACCGCCUCCUGCCGCCUCCUCGUCUCCUCCCCCUCCCCCGUCUGACGCUGCCUCCUUGGGAAGGGUGUUUGGAGGGCAGCGGCCGCCCCAAGCCGAAGCCCCGCAGCGCUUCUUAUGAUCAGCUCGGUGUGUGUCUCCUCCUACCGUGGGCGCAAGUCGGGGAACAAGCCUCCGUCCAAAACAUGUCUGAAGGAGGAGAUGGCCAAGGGCGAGGCGUCGGAGAAGAUCAUCAUCAACGUGGGCGGCACGCGACAUGAGACCUACCGCAGCACCCUGCGCACCCUACCGGGCACCCGCCUCGCCUGGCUGGCAGAUCCCGACGGCGGGGGCCGGCCCGAGUCCGAUGGCGGCGGUGCAGGCAGCAGCGGCGGCGGGAGCUGCGAGUUCUUCUUCGACCGGCACCCGGGCGUCUUUGCUUACGUGCUCAACUACUACCGCACCGGCAAGCUGCACUGCCCCGCCGACGUGUGUGGGCCGCUCUUCGAGGAGGAGCUCACCUUCUGGGGCAUCGACGAGACCGACGUGGAGCCCUGCUGCUGGAUGACCUACCGGCAGCACCGCGACGCCGAAGAGGCGCUCGAUAUCUUCGAGAGCCCGGACGGAGGCGGCGGUGGCCCGGGGACCGGCGACGAGGCCGGCGACGAUGAGCGGGAGCUGGCCCUGCAGCGCCUGGGGCCCCACGAGGGAGGGGCAGGCCCCGGCGCGGGGUCCGGGGGCUGCCGUGGCUGGCAGCCCCGCAUGUGGGCGCUCUUCGAGGAUCCCUACUCCUCCCGGGCGGCCAGGGUGGUGGCCUUCGCCUCUCUCUUCUUCAUCCUGGUCUCCAUCACCACCUUCUGCCUCGAGACGCAUGAGGCCUUCAACAUUGACCGCAACGUGACCGAGAUCCACCGGGUGGGCAACACUACCAGCGUGCACUUCCGGCGGGAGGUGGAGACAGAGCCCAUCCUGACCUACAUCGAGGGCGUGUGCGUGCUGUGGUUUACCCUGGAGUUCCUGGUACGCAUCGUGUGCUGCCCGGACACUCUAGACUUUGUCAAGAACCUGCUCAACAUCAUCGACUUCGUGGCCAUUCUGCCCUUCUACCUGGAGGUGGGGCUGAGCGGCCUGUCCUCCAAGGCGGCCCGAGACGUGCUGGGCUUCCUGCGCGUGGUGCGCUUCGUGCGCAUCCUGCGCAUCUUCAAGCUCACGCGCCACUUCGUGGGGCUGCGCGUGCUGGGCCACACCCUGCGCGCCAGCACCAACGAGUUCCUGCUGCUCAUCAUCUUCCUGGCCCUGGGCGUGCUCAUCUUCGCCACCAUGAUCUACUACGCCGAGCGCAUUGGCGCCAGGCCCUCCGACCCACGGGGCAACGACCACACCGACUUUAAGAACAUCCCCAUCGGCUUCUGGUGGGCGGUGGUCACCAUGACGACGCUGGGCUAUGGGGACAUGUACCCCAAGACGUGGUCAGGCAUGCUGGUGGGGGCGCUGUGUGCGCUGGCUGGCGUGCUCACCAUCGCCAUGCCCGUGCCGGUCAUUGUCAACAACUUCGGAAUGUACUACUCCCUGGCCAUGGCCAAGCAGAAGCUGCCGAAGAAAAGAAAGAAGCACGUGCCCCGGCCACCCCAGCUGGAGUCACCCAUUUACUGCAAGUCUGAGGAGACCUCGCCCCGGGACAGCACCUACAGUGAUGCCAGCCCUCCUGCCCCAGAAGAGGGUAUGGUUGAGAGGAAACGGGCAGACUCCAAACAGAACGGCGAUGCCAAUGCGGUGCUGUCAGAUGAGGAGGGAGCUGGCCUCACCCAGCCCCUGGCCUCUGCCCCCACCCCUGAGGAGCGCCGGGCCCUGCGACGCUCUGGUCCCCGAGACAAAAACAAGAAGGCAGCGGCCUGCUUCCUGCUCAGCGCCGGGGACUAUGCCUGUGCCGAUGGUAGUGUCCGGAAAGAGACCUGCCAAGACGCCCUCUCGCCCAGCUAUGCCCAGGCUGAAGUCCUCACCCUCUCUUAAGCGGCACCAACGUGAGAGAGGCAGGCAGACAGACAGAAAGCCAAAGGCUUAGGGAAACUCUGGAACCCUGGCAAGAAUCUUUCGCUGGGAAAGACUCAGAGAUCCUUGUUUGCACAGGACUGAUGGAAAACCUCCCAUGUGACCCUCGGGGCCCAGAGCUAUCUGGGUCUGCUGUUCUGUUCUGUUGUACACUGAAGAUAUAUAUGCACAUAUAGUAUCUAUAUUCAUACGUGCUAUACUUGUGUGUAGUGCACGUGCUAUUGGUGUCUGUCUUCUCUGUUAGGCCGUGUCUCCCCGAGCCUGUGCCCCACCCCCGUGUCCCCAUCCCCUUCCCUUCCCUGACGCCUUGUUUCUGCUGCACAUGUGUGUGGAAUGUCCCAAGAAAGAGCGUCUGGGAUCUGCCAGUCCCACCCGGGGUGGGGCGGGGGGAGGGUCCCAGGCUAGACUUGCCCUCUUGGGGUCAUUUCCCCUGUGGCCGGUGGUCUGUGGAAAGCCCGGUUGCCCCCCGGGGUCACUGCUCCACUAGCCUCACCCCACUCCAGAUUGGGGUUCUACCUCCCACCCCACACCCCAGUUUUGGGGGACUUCCAGGGGCUCCUCUGAGGCUUCUUCCCCACUCCUCCACCUUACCCGUGUCCUGGACCCAGGGGGCAUUUUGUCUUUUUUUUAUUUUGGGGUUUUUGUUCUGUCUCCUCCGUCCAUUUGUUUUCAAAGAUGCUGCUGGGCAGACGGGCAGGGAAGGGGUCUGUCUGCCCAUCUGGCUCAGGGGUCUGAGAAGGGGAAGCCUCGGGCAAGCGGAGACCAGUUGCAAUACUGUACUUCCUGGCCAGUGGCCAGAGGACGCGUGCAAUAGCGGAGGCCGGGUGACCCCUUCAACCUUGGCCUCUGCCCCUCCCGCGGCCCUCCUGCCCCACUCCCCCCCCGCCCUGCCCCUCCCCGGUGUUGGUCAAUCCUUUUGUAAAGCUGUCCCCCCGUGUAUGUGUGCGUGUGCGUGUGCGUGUGCGUGUGUGUGUGUGUGUUGUGUGUGUGUCUGAGGCAUGCCUAGGCUGGGCCCUGCCGCCCUGUCUGCGCGCCUUCCACUGUCGUGCUGUGUUCGAGCCCCAAUAAAGACAC
Molecule: messenger RNA, 3249 nt
Organism: Hyaena hyaena (striped hyena)
Lineage: Eukaryota; Metazoa; Chordata; Mammalia; Carnivora; Hyaenidae
Gene: KCNC4
Product: potassium voltage-gated channel subfamily C member 4
Exons: 4
Coding region: 265-2136 (623 amino acids)
Biological process (GO): potassium ion transmembrane transport; protein homooligomerization
Cellular component (GO): voltage-gated potassium channel complex; neuronal cell body membrane; axon
Molecular function (GO): delayed rectifier potassium channel activity; protein binding
Source: RefSeq, a predicted model, not a curated record